AUGGGGUUUGUGCAACGAGUUAUGAGGCGUCUGCCUUCGGCGCAGAAUGUACCAAUACUCGAUGAGGGAAAGUCGAAGGGCAAGAACACAUCCCGAUUGGCGUUUUUUCGGCGGCCGCUCAGGUUAAAGGGCAAUUCCAGGAUUUCUGUACCACUCGGCGUUGUUCUCCUUUUUCCAUGUAUUGUUGUUGUGUUGAUAUUGGUGCUGUUUGUCCGACAUCCUAAAUCAGGGGUCGGCAUAUUAAUGCCCGCUGGAGCACCACCAGCUAUUAGGAAGAUCAGUGAAGAGCAUGACAAGGUGUUCGUAACGGGGUGCAUGGAGCCAGAUACGUCGAAACCGAGGGCGAAUGCGGCAUUCGUGGUGCUGGCGAGAAAUAAGGAACUGGAUGGUGUGAUACAAUCCGUAAAGUCGAUCGAAAGACAUUUCAACCGGUGGUACCAUUACCCAUAUGUUUUCUUGAACGAUGAGAAGUUCAAUGAGACGUUCAAAGCUACUAUUCAGAAUUACACCAGUGGUUCAGUGGAGUUCGGGCUUAUUGACCCUUCAACUUGGGGUUUCCCGGACUGGAUCGAUCCAAAGGUUGCCAAGGAGGGUAUUGCGAAACAAGGAGAUGCCGCAAUCAUGUAUGGUGGAAUGGAGAGUUACCACGCCAUGUGUCGAUUCUACUCAGGAUUUUUCUACAAGCACCAUCUUUUGGACAAGUACGAAUGGUACUGGCGGUUGGAGCCAGAGAUCAAGUACUUCUGCGACAUUACCUACGACCCUUUCCUCAAGAUGAUUGAAACGAACAAAACUUACGGCUUUACGAUCGCGGUCAAGGAAUUGAAGGAAACCGUACCAAACAUUUUCAGAUAUGCUUCUGCAUACAAGAGAGUUAAUAAUAUCACAUCCCAAGGUCUCUGGGAAAUGUUCGUGGAGCCGCAACCAGAUGAGCCAAAGGAGGAGCCAGAUACCAGUCCCAACACCCACAACCUUCCCGAACAAAUUCUUAAUGGCGAUCCAUCCCGCGCAAAUCUACCUCCUAUCGAUGGCGAAGCAAUGGAAGGCGAGAAAUACAAUAUGUGCCAUUUCUGGUCGAAUUUUGAGAUCGCUCGUCUUAGUUGGUUUAGAAGCAAGGAAUAUGAAGAUUUUUUCCAAAUGAUGGAUCGUAGUGGAGGAUUCUGGAUGGAAAGAUGGGGUGAUGCACCGAUUCAUUCUCUCGCCGCUGGUGCUCUUCUGGCUCCUCGAGACAUCCAUUACUUCCGAGACUUCGGUUAUAGACACACCACGAUCCAACAUUGUCCCGCAAAUGCGCCAUCCCGUCAACUAGCAAGGUCACCAUUUUUGGAAGCGACAACUGUAGACGAGAAGAAACGCAAAGAAGAAGAUGAAUAUUGGGAUUCGUGGGAUACACCCAAGGAGAAUGGUGUAGGAUGCAGAUGUAGGUGCGACACUGAUAUUGUCGAUGUAGAAGGCAAACAAGGAUCCUGCUUAGCAGAAUGGGUAGAUGUGGCUGGUGGAUGGGCCAGUCCUUGA
Glarea lozoyensis ATCC 20868 is the source of this 1515-nucleotide messenger RNA. Its product is annotated as Nucleotide-diphospho-sugar transferase. Gene Ontology annotation, biological process: cell wall mannoprotein biosynthetic process; protein N-linked glycosylation. Gene Ontology annotation, molecular function: alpha-1,2-mannosyltransferase activity. Gene Ontology annotation, cellular component: membrane; Golgi apparatus. NCBI's taxonomy places the organism in Eukaryota, Fungi, Ascomycota, Leotiomycetes, Helotiales, Helotiaceae. The transcript is spliced from 5 exons. The record is from RefSeq and is a predicted model, not a curated record. Bases 1 to 1515 code for a protein of 504 amino acids.